CACUCUCUCUCUCUCUCUCUUACGUUCAAAGUUUGGUGCUUCUCUAGCUACAAGUCAAAACUGGCAAGCUAGCCAUCGCCCAGCUGCUUCACAUAAAACACAGAAGGAAAAGAAAAAGAAAAAAUCAAAAUCCGAAAAAUAAGGUGAAAAGCACAGUUGAAGCAAUGCCUUCUUGUCCUCUUUCAUAAAGUUGAACACUUUGUGAAUUUUGAUUGCAAAGUUUCAGUCUUUUUCUUCUGGGACUUCAGAAUUCUAGCUCAGCAAGUUCUUUUCCUGCUGGGCUUUUGCUGGGUUUCUUGCUGGGUUUGCAGAUCAUUCUGUUUUCUGAAUUGGGUAAGUUUCUGUUUCUGAGAUUUGUUCUCAAAAACUGGUUCUUUGGUGGAUUGAGAAAAUUGUUUGACUGGGUGGGGGAUUGUGGUGGCUGUGUGCACCCGUUUAUGUGUUGAAGUGGUGGAUUGAGCAAAAUGGGAGGUGGGAGUAGAAGAAGAAGAAGGCAUCAUUUUGGCAGAAUCCAUGCUUUUUCAUGUGGGAAAGCUUCCUUCAAUGGCGAACAUUCACGGAUUGGCGGCCCUGGGUUCUCGAGGGUAGUUUACUGUAAUGACCCUGAGUGCUUGGAGGCCACGCUUCGGAACUACGAGGGCAAUUAUGUCAGAACAACUAAGUAUACACUUGCUACAUUCUUGCCCAAGGCAGUGUUCGAGCAGUUCAGAAGGGUUGCCAAUUUGUACUUCCUCAUUUGUGCAAUUCUAUCUUUUACGCCGCUUUCGCCUUACACCGCCGUUAGCACCGUCCUCCCUCUCGUCGUCGUGAUCGGAGUUACGAUGGGGAAGGAGGCUGUUGAAGAUUGGAGGAGGAAAAAACAGGACAUUGAAAUGAACAACCGAAAAGUUAAGGUGCAUCGUGGUGAGGGCACUUUUGAGCUUACCAAAUGGAGGGAUUUGAAAGUUGGGGAUAUAGUGAAGGUCGAAAAGGACGAGUUUUUUCCUGCUGAUCUUAUCUUACUUUCAUCAAGCUAUGAUGAAGCGCUUUGCUAUGUUGAGACCACCAACCUUGAUGGGGAGACUAAUUUGAAACUAAAACAAGCACUGGAAGGAACUUCUAAUCUGCACGAAGACUCGAGCUUUGAGAAUUUCAAGGCUGUAAUCAGAUGUGAAGACCCAAAUGCAAAUUUGUAUUCAUUUGUUGGCACUAUGGAGAUUGAAGAUCAACCGUACCCUCUUACGCCACAGCAGCUUCUUCUUCGUGACUCCAAGCUGCGAAACACUGAUUUUAUAUAUGGGGUGGUAAUCUUUACAGGUCACGAUACAAAAGUUAUGCAGAAUUCAACAGAUCCUCCUUCUAAGAGAAGCAAAGUUGAGAAGCGGAUGGAUAAAAUUAUCUACUUCUUGUUUUUCCUCUUAGUUCUGAUGUCUUUUGUUGGGGCAAUUGUCUUCGGGGUUAAUACUAGUAAAGACCUGGAUGAUGGGAAAUUGAUCAGAUGGUACCUCAGACCAGAUGAUACCACAGUUUACUAUGAUCCGACAAGGGCACCGCUUGCAGCAGUUUUGCAAUUUUUAACUGCCAUUAUGCUGUAUAGUUAUUUGAUCCCCAUUUCCUUGUAUGUGUCAAUAGAAAUUGUCAAAGUUCUUCAAUGCACUUUCAUAAACCAGGAUGUGCACAUGUACUAUGAGGAAACUGACAAGCCAGCCCGAGCGCUUACUUCAAACUUGAAUGAAGAACUUGGCCAAGUUGAUACUAUACUUUCAGAUAAAACCGGAACAUUAACUUGCAACUCAAUGGAAUUUAUCAAGUGUUCUAUUGCUGGCACUGCUUACGGGCGUGGAGUUACUGAAGUUGAGAGAGCUUUAGCUAGGAGAAAAGGCGAGGAGUUGACAGAAGAAGAGAUCCAUGCUGAAGAAUUGAGUGAAGCCACAUCGAUAAAAGGCUUUAAUUUUAUGGAUGAAAGGAUCAUGAAUGGAAAAUGGGUUAAUGAGCCUCGCGCAGAUGUAAUCCAGAAGUUUCUGCAGUUACUUGCAAUCUGUCAUACUGCAAUACCUGAAGUUGAUGAAGAAACCGGAAUUGUAUCAUAUGAAGCUGAAUCACCAGAUGAGGCCGCUUUUGUGAUUGCAGCAAGAGAGUUUGGGUUUGAAUUUUAUGAAAGGAGUCAAGGAAGCAUCUCAUUGCAUGAGUUAGACCCUAUUUACGGAAGAAAAAUUGAAAGAACUUAUAAACUUUUGAACAUAUUGGAGUUUAGUAGUUCAAGAAAGCGGAUGUCCGUAAUUGUAAGAAAUGAAGAGGGAAGGAUACUACUGCUAUGCAAAGGCGCUGACAGUGUCAUGUUUGAAAGACUUGCAAAUAACGGAAGGGAGUUUGAAGAGAAGACUAGGGAACACAUUAACGAGUAUGCUGAUGCUGGUUUGAGGACUUUGGUACUUGCAUAUCGCGAACUUGACGAAGAAGAAUAUGAUGAGUUCAACAAAGAAUUCACUGAGGCCAAAACGUUGGUGAGUUCAGAUCAGGAGGAAAUUGUCGAGGAAGUUUCAGAGAAGAUCGAGAGGGAUUUGAUUCUUCUCGGUGCUACUGCAGUUGAAGACAAACUUCAAAAUGGGGUUCCCGAAUGCAUUGACAAGCUUGCUCAGGCGGGAAUUAAAAUAUGGGUUUUGACUGGAGAUAAAAUGGAGACAGCGAUUAAUAUUGGAUAUGCGUGCAGUUUGCUUAGACAAGGAAUGAAACGAAUAGUAAUAAGCUCUGAGACUGCAGAAGCUAAAGCAUUAGAGAAGGUGGAGGAUAAGACGGCAGUAACCAAGGCAUUGAAGGAAAGCGUAGUCCAUCAAAUAAGUCAGGGAAAGGCCUUGCUUGCUGCACCAGAAGAGAACUCUGAGGCAUUGGCUUUGAUCAUUGAUGGGAAUUCCCUCGCUUAUGCCUUAGAGAACGAUGUCAAGGACCUCUUUCUAGAGCUUGCCAUCGGCUGCGCAUCUGUUAUAUGCUGUCGUUCAUCUCCCAAGCAGAAAGCACUUGUUACAAGGCUGGUAAAAGAUAAAACUGGCAACACAACUCUGGCCAUUGGUGAUGGGGCAAAUGAUGUUGGAAUGCUUCAAGAAGCAGAUAUCGGAGUUGGUAUCAGUGGUGUUGAAGGAAUGCAGGCAGUCAUGUCAAGCGACAUUGCAAUUGCACAGUUCCGAUUUUUGGAGCGCCUGCUACUUGUACAUGGCCAUUGGUGUUACAGAAGAAUCUCAUCAAUGAUAUGCUAUUUCUUCUACAAGAACAUUGCUUUUGGCUUCACCAUUUUCUUCUAUCAGAUCUAUGCUUCAUUCUCCGGCCAAACUGCGUACAAUGAUUGGUAUCUGUCACUAUACAAUGUCUUCUUCACGUCACUUCCGGUGAUUGCCUUGGGAGUUUUUGACCAAGAUGUCUCGGCCAAGUUAUGUCUCAAGUUCCCGCUAUUGUACCAAGAAGGUACACAAAAUGUCUUAUUUAGCUGGCUCCGGAUACUUGGAUGGGCAAUGAAUGGGGUGGUGACUGCUACCCUAGUCUUCUUCUUCUGCCUUGUGGCAAUGGGCAGUCAAGCCUUUCGUAAAGGCGGGCAAGUGGUUGGCUUGGAAAUCUUUGGUGCGACGAUGUACUCAUGUGUGGUAUGGGUCGUCAACUGUCAGAUGGCGCUGUCCAUCAACUACUUCACUUACAUACAACAUCUCUUCAUCUGGGGUGGCAUUGUGUUAUGGUAUAUAUUCCAGUUGGGAUAUGGAGCCCUUGACCCCGACAUAUCGACCACUGCAUAUAAGGUGUUCAUUGAAGCCUGCGCACCGGCUCCGUUUUAUUGGCUUCUCACACUGUUUGUUUUGAUCUCUUCCCUCCUGCCAUACUUCAUUUACGCAGCCAUCCAAAUGCGGUUUUUCCCAAUGUUUCACCAGAUGAUACAGUGGAUAAGAACAGACGGGCAAUCAGAUGACCCCGAGUUCUGUCAAAUGGUGCGGCAGAGAUCCCUAAGAAGCACAACAGUAGGUUACACAGCCCGCAUCGAAGCAACAUCUAGACGCUUUGGAGAGAAGCUCGAGGUUCAUUAAUCAGCGGCCUUAUUUUCACGUUCCUAUCCAAAGAAUGUACAUUAUACCAGUAAGAAGUUUCUUCUCUUCUACAUAAUGGUUCAAGAGCAUCUUCCCAGAGAUGAGGGUUUGACUCGAACCUGAAGCACUCGUGUCCUUCCAAGUUUUUCGCGUAGGAUAGUUCGGUUUCUCGAAGCUCCAAAGAUCUACGCUUUAAUGUUCAUGUAGAGAAUAGUAUAGUCAAAAUAUUGUAUCAUGUAUGAUGUAUCCGAUGUAUCAUAAACCACAAUGUUCAAUAAAGAAAGGGUUAGCGAAUGUUUGAGAUUGCUUUGGAAAA
Molecule: messenger RNA, 4359 nt
Organism: Malus domestica (apple)
Lineage: Eukaryota; Viridiplantae; Streptophyta; Magnoliopsida; Rosales; Rosaceae
Product: putative phospholipid-transporting ATPase 9
Biological process (GO): phospholipid translocation
Cellular component (GO): plasma membrane
Molecular function (GO): ATP hydrolysis activity; magnesium ion binding; ATP binding
Source: RefSeq, a predicted model, not a curated record